UGUGCUCACUUCAUCGUGUGCAGUCCUAUCUGUUCUAUGGGUGAGGACUAUCGAGCUUGGUCACAACCUUUUUCAAGAAUACAUAAAACUUUUUAGAAUUAUUUAAAAAUUUUAUUAUUUAAAUACAAAGAUAUAAAAUUAUCGCAAAAUGUCGAACCUUUUCAUUCUGUUUGAACACGCCACUGGAUAUGCUUUAUUUCGUGUUAAAGAAUUUGAAGAAAUUGGAAUGUUGUUGCCUCAAGUGGAACAAUCGGUAACAGAUCUAUCACGUUUCCGUAGUAUCAUAAGCUUUGUUGGAUUUGCACCUUUCAAGUCAGGACUGGAGGCUCUUGAAAAUAUCAACAAUAUUUCUGAAGGGAUUGUCUCAGAAAACCUGAAGGUCUUUUUAGAUUCUUCUUCCAACAAGUUUACCAAGGAUACUGUCCUUGGUGUUGCAGAUGCUAAACUUGGUGCUAGUAUCACUGAAACAUUAAAUAUAAAAUGCGAUCAUCUUAAUGCUGUUCCUGAGAUCCUUAGAGGAAUAAGAUAUCAUUUUGAUAAUCUGGUGAAAGGCUUUACUUCCGACGAUUCAAUAAAUGCACAAAAAGGUCUUGGACAUAGUUAUUCAAGAGCUAAAGUUAAAUUCAAUGUAAAUCGAGUGGAUAACAUGAUCAUACAGAGCAUAACUUUGCUAGAUCAAUUAGACAAAGAUAUUAAUACUUUCAGCAUGCGUAUACGUGAAUGGUACAGCUAUCACUUCCCAGAACUUGCAAAGAUAGUUCCAGAGAAUUAUAUGUAUGCAAAGGUAGCACGAGUGGUACAAAAUAGGAAAGAAUUAACAGAUGACAAGGUGUCUGCAUUAGAAGAAAUUGUUAUGGAUAGCGCAAAAGCGAAGGCCAUUGUCAAUGCAGCUAAAUCAUCUAUGGGAAUGGAUAUAAAUGAGAUCGAUUUAAGAAAUGUUCAACAGUUUGCUAAACGUGUUGUUGCAUUAGUAAACUAUAGAAAGAAAAUGUCUGAAUAUUUAACAUCAAAAAUGGCAGGAGUAGCACCAAAUCUAGCUACUUUAAUUGGAGAUCAAGUCGGCGCUAGAUUAAUAGCGCAUGCCGGUUCGCUUACUAAUUUAGCAAAGGCUCCAGCCUCUACUGUCCAGAUAUUAGGAGCAGAAAAAGCUUUAUUCAGAGCAUUAAAAAGUCGUGGUAAAGCAAAUACUCCGAAAUAUGGACUUUUAUUCCAUUCUACAUUUAUUGGCCGUGCUGGUACUAAAAAUAGAGGUCGAAUCGCAAGAUAUCUAGCGAAUAAAUGUUCCAUUGCUUCUAGAAUCGAUUGUUUCACUGAAACACCAUUAAGAAUAUUUGGUGAGAAAUUACGACAGCAAGUAGAAGACAGGUUAGUGUAUUUCACAACUGGCAAGGAACCAAAAAAAAAUUUAGACGUAAUGAGAGAAGCACUAGAGGAAACGGCACAUAUGUUAGCCAAUAUGGAAAAAGAGAGAAAAGAAAAAAAGAAAAAGAGAAAAAGCCAAGUACUCGAAAACGGCUCACAAAAUGGACAUGAAAACGGCGAAGUAGAAAUGGAUACCUCUUUACCGGAAAAGAAAAAAAAGAAAAAAAAAUCGAAACACAAUGACGAAUAAAACUAAUUGUAUAUGCUCUUUAGAUAUAUGCAUUAUAAAUAUGUAUGAUGAAUCUUUUUAUAUUACAUCAAAUGAAUUGUACGAAAAUGUAUCAUUUCGUUAAUAAAUAAUUCCCAAAAAUACCUUUUUUUAUGUACAAGAAGAAUAUAUAUACAUUUAUAUUAUAUGCAACAUUGCAUUGAUUUUAAUUAUUAAUCAUAAAAUAUACAGUAAAUAACGGAUAAUAUAAGUAAUUGACCAAUUUUGCAAUACACUAUACAAAAAUAACAGAUAAAAGAAAUUCUAUUGUCUCCAUUUGUUGUUUUUAUGAGAAUGGAUAGGAAUAGAAAGAGAGGCAAUUAUAAAAUGAAUGAUGCUACCACUAAGUGUUAACACCAGCACCAAUUACCAUUUAAUAACAAUAAGUCUAUAUAUAUAUAUAUAUAUAUAUAUAUAUAUAUAUAUAUAUAUAUAUAAAGUAGAUAUAUAAAUAUCUAAAUAAUAAUUACAAUAAAAUUAUUAGGUCUAGCCAAGUCUCAGAGUCUCAAAAAUCAACAACUGAGCUAUUUAAAUAUCGGACCGCAUAUAAAUACUAUAUAAGCAAUGUAUUACUUUGCUGCGAUUCACAUUGGAGGAUUAAUAAAUGGUCAUUGACCAAAUAUAAAUUUCAUUUGAAAUUAUACGUCAGAUUAUGUAUAUUUUAUACGCGCGAUUAAUAUUGAUAUGUAUUAGUAUAAAACAUGAAUUUCUAAAUAUUUAUUAUAUAAUAAGAUGUUUUGUCAAUUAAAAUAUAUAUUAAAUAUAUAUAUUAAAAGGUUUCUGGUACAGUCACAUUUUUAUCCGAAUCUUAAUUUUCAAGUUCUUUUUUUAAUAUUUUGAAAUAAUCCAAUUCAUAACGUAAUCAUAUGAAAUAAAUGUCAGAUUCAUUAUAAAAUAAGAAUCUAACGGAAAUUUGUAAUGAUGUCCGCGGUCAAUUAAUUUAACAUAAGCAAUAUUAUCGCGCGCAAAUGAGAUAUUAAAAAUCAAUAAAGAAUAAUAAUGUAAUUGUGCAAAAUAUUGAAAACUUCAUUAACUAAGAGAAAAUUAAUUUCAAUAGGUGCGAUAUUGCGCGAAUUGUGUUAAGUUUGAGUUUUACAGAAUUUUACAAUACUAAACUGUACAUGUGUAUCCCUGUAUAACAUUUUGUUAUUAUUAAUAAUCGGCUGAUGAUCCUCUA
Cataglyphis hispanica is the source of this 2807-nucleotide messenger RNA. It is a transcript of the gene Nop56, whose product is annotated as nucleolar protein 56. The record is from RefSeq and is a predicted model, not a curated record. Lineage: Eukaryota; Metazoa; Arthropoda; Insecta; Hymenoptera; Formicidae. Gene Ontology annotation, cellular component: box C/D methylation guide snoRNP complex; small-subunit processome. Bases 149 to 1612 code for a protein of 487 amino acids. Gene Ontology annotation, molecular function: snoRNA binding. The transcript is spliced from 3 exons.